AUUUUCAUCAUUGAUUAAUUUUUUUUUUAAAAUUAUUAUUAUAUUAUUAUUUUUUUUUAAAUUUGAGAAAAAGACCUCUUUUUUCUCAAUUAUUAUCAUCAUCAUCAUCAACAAUUUUCAAUCUUCUCCCCUGUUUCGCCGAUCAAAAUAUUGCGAAAUCAGAGGAGAGAGAAAUUUAGGGUUUCAAAUUCCACCAUUAAUGGCGAUUUUGUAUGCUUUGGUAGCUCGAGGAUCGGUAGUUUUGGCGGAAUUUGUUGGAACAUCGACGAAUGCAAGCUCAAUUGCGAAGCAAAUUCUCGAGAAGAUUCCUGGUGAUAGCGAUACUCAUGUUUCUUACUCGCAAGAUCGAUAUAUUUUCCAUGUUAAGCGUACCGAUGGUCUUACUGUUCUUUGUAUGGCGGAAGAUAAUGCUGGACGAAGAAUCCCAUUUGCAUUUCUUGAAGACAUACAUCAAAAGUUUGUGAAGGCUUAUGGACGCUCUAUUCAUACUGCACCUGCAUAUGCAAUGAAUGAUGAAUUUUCGAGGGUCUUAGGCCAACAAAUGGACUAUUUCUCAAAUGACCCAAAUGCUGACAGUUUGAACAGAAUGAAAGGUGAAAUGGCUCAGGUGCGAAAUGUCAUGAUUGAGAAUAUUGAUAAAGUUUUGGAUAGAGGGGAGCGCCUGGAGCUGCUUGUUGAUAAAACUGCCACAUUACAAGGCAAUACUCUUCGCUUCAGAAAGCAAGCUCGCCGCUUCAGAAGCACUGUAUGGUGGAGAAAUUGCAGGCUCAUGUUUACAUUGAUUAUCGUUCUCUUGAUCAUCAUAUACAUCGUGCUUGCCUUUGUUUGUCAUGGGCCUUUGCUACCUUCCUGUGUUUAAGCGUGUGGCUGAAGCAUUUGCUAUUUAUCUUAAUCAAAGUAGACACCUUCAUCGAUGGAUUAAUGCUUGCUGAGACAUUGUCUGCAAUUUUCUCGUGGUGAUGAUCGAUUUAUUAAGAUGCUCAACAUGGCAUAUACAGUAUAACUUAUUGCUCUGAAAUUGUUACUAUUAUUGCUCCAUUUGUGUAUAUGCUAGGUUGCCUCCUUUUCAUUUUCUCGUUUUUUUGGUUUUACUGGUUGUUUGAGGCUCCAUUAAUUCUUUCUUAUUUUCAUGUAAAUUUCUUGGGUGUACUAUGGGUGGUGUGGUGUUUGCUGUCGCCGUGGUUUUUUGUUGGAGGUUAAUUGUGAACAUUGUAUUUUUAGUAUGACUCCUAGUCAUACACUCAUUCAAUAUACAAGUAUAUGUCAAUAUGUGCAAUGUGCGUUGAAAGA
Messenger RNA from Chenopodium quinoa (quinoa), 1290 nucleotides. RefSeq names its product vesicle-associated membrane protein 711-like. Lineage: Eukaryota; Viridiplantae; Streptophyta; Magnoliopsida; Caryophyllales; Amaranthaceae. The transcript has 4 exons. Gene Ontology annotation, cellular component: membrane. The record is from RefSeq and is a predicted model, not a curated record. Gene Ontology annotation, biological process: vesicle-mediated transport. Bases 200 to 859 code for a protein of 219 amino acids.